This is a messenger RNA of Scylla paramamosain (green mud crab), 3222 nucleotides long. RefSeq lists its product as uncharacterized. Bases 364 to 882 code for a protein of 172 amino acids. The record is from RefSeq and is a predicted model, not a curated record. Lineage: Eukaryota; Metazoa; Arthropoda; Malacostraca; Decapoda; Portunidae. The transcript has 5 exons. Gene Ontology annotation, molecular function: protein dimerization activity.
GCCGGGCCCGGGGUCCCCGUCAGUGCGGCUCUGGCUGUUGUGGAAGGAGGGUGUUUCGCUCACUUCUCUAGAAUCCUACGUCAUCUGUCGACACAUCCUUCGUAGCUGGCUGGUAGUGACUGUCAGAGGUGAAUCUGAAAGAGUAGCCCGGAAAGUUGGCGAGAGGGCCCUCCACCGCCGCUCUUAGAAGGAAAGCGAACCCGUGACUUGUUUGACGAGUCAACACCUGAAUCAUCCCGCCGCUGGGGACAAGCGGGUCUUAUAAGAAGGUGGCCCGAGGACACCAGUCAGGAGAAAAAAGACUGUAGCACCAGGGGGCGGCUCCCCUCGGGACGGGUGUGCAGGCAUAAUAAGCAGGCAGUCAUGAGGUCGUCGGCUGCGAUGCCCCGCAGAAAGAAGCCACAGGCCUCGGCAGUUGUUGUGCUGAGGAAGUACCGGAGGCUCAGGCGUCGACGUCGCCGCUCCCUGCGCCACGAGUACCACAAGCUGCGCUCCUUGCUGCCGGGCGCUCCCAGGUCGCCUCAGCUGCGCCGCAAGGUCGGCGUGGUUGACGCGGCCUACCAUUACAUUUGUCAGCUCCAGUCGGCGUUGCUCGCCAAGUUUUCUGCCAGAGGCGUUCCGGCUGACCUGGCAGGUGUGGUGGGCGGGAAGGUGUCGUCAGCGUCGGACGUGCGAGCCCUUGCGAUACAUCUCAUCCACUCCACCAACAUGACCCCUUCAUUCAUGACGCCAUCGGCCUCCCGCGGACUUUCUCCUUUUCGGCACACUCCCAGCGCAUCUUCCCAGUCUACAUCUUCACUUUCUUCUCGGAUCUCCACAACGCAGUACUUGGCAAGGAAAUCGAACUUUAAAAAUAAGCAUUACGACGGAGAUUCUCGCUAAUGGACUUCGAGCGACAUGAAUCACGAGGCUGAAGGCGAAGGGGCUGAGGACCCCAGGGUUUUCCUCCCCGCCACGCGUAACUGUAGGUUAUGUUGCCCUCCAGGACUUGUUUCCCUAAAUGAAACUCCGAUAUUCCAAAAGUGUGCAUAGGCUCUUAGGUUCUCCUAUAAUCAUUUUCUUUUACGAAAACCCACACACGCACAAGAAAAGUGUCAAUGAAAUGUGGAGAAAAUAUUUAUCUUAAGUGAACCUUUGGAAAGUUUCGUACGAAUACAAGGACCGUGUGAAAUAUGACGGCAUUCCAGGCCUGAGUGGACUGCCAGGAAUGACUAUUGUGCUGCUGCUGAUGUAAUUAUUGUCAUUUGCACAUUACUGUAUAUUACCUGUGUGUUUCCAAGGCACACGUCAAAACAAUACAGCAAAACAGGAGCGCCAAGUUCAUUGCUACAGUGAUGCCUUCAAGCCACUACAGUCCAGCGGCCGCGCAGGUGACGGUGAGGAGGCGCGGGUGGACGCAGUGAGUGAAGGGCAACCAUGAGGCGCGGCGCAGGACGGGUAGUGUGCGGCAACUGUGAUAUUAGUAUAGUUAGGAGCGCUUAGUGUUACCAGAGAAGCUUUAAUGUGGAAAUCAACCUUUCACGGCCUUUCGAAACACCUGCGGAGUUACUACGCGUGGUUGAGCGGCAUGGCAGGGAUAGAGGGUUAAUAAAAUAAAAUGAAUAAAAAAGUAAAUAAUUUUACCCUUCCUCACUCCUCUGCUGAUGGCACAGUGUAAUAUUAUCGUAUAAUUUACCGGAAAAGGUAAUUAUGCGUCAACGUGAGUUGUUGUGGUGGAGGUGCAGCAAGUGUUGAUGGGGGAAGGGAAAAUAAAAGAAGGCUGGUGGUGAUAGUGUUGAUGACAUCAGAGGAAGGAAUGUUAUCAGAUUACUGGUAUGGAGGGUCGAGCAGCGGCAAAUGCAGCAGUAAUUUGUGAGGUCCCCUGGCUGAAGCAUUUACACGAGACGGUGUAGAAACACCUGUAUUAUCAAGAAGUAAAUAUGUUCUAACAGCAGUGCAUUGUGGGGUUCCGCCAUGCCAGCCCAGAAGACGUGAAUAAGGCAGAGGCACCGGGCAGCCUCACCGCCCGUCGACACUAAAUAUAUCACCAUUUACGUGCCCAUGAGCCUUAAACCUUCCCAUUUCUAACACUAUCCGUAUUAAUUAAUGUUAAAGAUAAAAUAUUUGUAUAGUCUUACAAAAUGUAAAACAGAAGAAAUUAAAUAAUGUUACGUAUGACGGUCUGGCAACUCUGUGGCUUUGCAGUCCGGUGGGCGAGAUUGGCUGGCGAGACUCCACCUCAGAAAUAAAGGUCCACAUGCAUUAAUUAUGUACUCAGACACACCUGCAGGUCCGUUGAGAAGAAACUUCAGGAAAGAAUUCAGCAGUCCUGUUCCACCUUGACCACAAAUACAGGGUCGGUGAAAAGAGAAUGUGACAAGUGUGUGCACCGUCCGUCACACACAGCAGCACUGCUUGGAAUGAGUUGCUUCGCUUUGGUACCCGUUUCGAAGCCGUUCAGUACUUGAACGAUACUUUAAAGCAACACAAGACAUAACAGCUGUAGAAACGUUUAAUCUAUCUCUGUCUAUCUAUUUCAUCUAUCAAAGGGUGGCACAGACAAGGCACCACACAUUCACACACACACACCAUUCACAGCCCCAUCGCUCCCGGUGGAAAGGGUCUCGUGGCCCACCUCAACACCAGAAUAAUGAAGAGUUCGACUUUCCUGUGCAGAUUAAUGACGGCUUGAGGAGAGACAAACAUCGUAAUUACUGCAUUGACGGUGCUUUGAAAGAGGCGAGAUUCACGGUGGUGUGGUGGUGAUUCCUAAAAUUAUUGUCUCUAAAACAAUGUUUAUUUCAUUUCUGUUAGAAACUAUUUUUCUAUUUUAUUUAUUCAUUUAUUUAUUUACUUACAUUUUUUUUCUAAAUAUUAUGUGGUCGCUGCAGUUUACUUAAAGGUGUCCAGCCGUGCCCCUGCCCGGGUAAGUAAGGGGGAUUACUGCAGCCAAGUUAUUACGAGAGGUUGCUGACGUAGCUUGAAAUAAUAACCUCAUUGUAGCGAUUCUUGAAAAUUAAACGAAAGCAAAUUAUCUAUACUUCUCUCUCUCUCUCUCUCUCUCUCUCUCUCUCUCUCUCUCUCUCUCUCUCUCUCUCUCUCUCUGUGUGUGUGUGUGUGUGUGUGUGUGUGUGUGUGUUUUAUUUCAGAAAAUGCAAAAAAUACAUAUAUGUAGUUAAACAUUUCCCUGCGUAGACAUACUGACUUCUUGUAGUUAUUAAGCAGUUAAAAAAACAAAAUUAC